This is a messenger RNA of Aspergillus homomorphus CBS 101889, 1131 nucleotides long. Its product is annotated as putative cytokinesis EF-hand protein Cdc4. Gene Ontology annotation, molecular function: calcium ion binding. Lineage: Eukaryota; Fungi; Ascomycota; Eurotiomycetes; Eurotiales; Aspergillaceae. The record is from RefSeq and is a predicted model, not a curated record. Gene Ontology annotation, cellular component: myosin II complex. The transcript is spliced from 4 exons. The coding region runs from base 476 to 928 and encodes 150 amino acids. Gene Ontology annotation, biological process: mitotic actomyosin contractile ring assembly.
AAGUGAACGUGCUGAUUAAUACCUCCGUGUCGAUUUAUCGCCCUAUCACCCUUGCUCUUACAGAACAUUCCGUUUCGUGGAAAUCAACAUAACAACAACCAUGGUACGUGGCUGGAUCUCAUUGCUUAUGGGGCCAAGGGCUGCGUCGGGGUUCCUGAUGGGCGGAUGAGGGAACGGCCGGACGAUGACACGCCAGUCUAAUCGGAUGCAUCUGCCACAAUGAAGACCUUAGCGGAUUGUUGUUGAUCGGAUGUUGACUCUACGAGAGGGUUCAAUUGGAACCAUGGAAUCCCGGCCCCCUCGUCUGCCCGUCCAAUCCCUUCCGUCCCUCGUUUCCGCGGAUCGCAGCCUUGCGUCGCUGAUUGCUCGUCAUCUCAGCUGCACGAGCUGAAUCUUUCCUCUUUUUCUUCUUCAUCCCCAUCGCUUCCAUUCCUUCUUUCCUUUUUCUACCUGUCUGCCUUUUAUUGCUGCCAAGAUGCCUCACUCACCCCAUUCUCACCACGAUCAACAGGCCUCGACCAACUACAAGGAAGCCUUCUCGCUGUUCGACAAGCGCGGUACCGGCAAGGUCGCGAUCGAGUCGCUCGGCGACCUCCUCCGUGCGUGCGGUCAGAACCCCACGUUGGCGGAAAUCGCGGAUCUGGAGAAGACCGUGGGCGGAGACUUUGAUUUCGAGUCGUUCUUGAAGGUCCUCAACCGCCCCGGAGGAUUCCGCGAUCCCGGCGAGCCCGAGGAAUAUACCCGUGGAUUCCAAGUUUUCGAUAAGGAUUUGACUGGGUUUAUCGGAGUGGGACAACUGCGCUACAUUCUCACGAACCUGGGCGAGAAGAUGUCCGACGAGGAGGUCGAUGAGCUGCUCAAGGCCGUUGAUACUAGCUCCGGCGAGAUCAACUAUACCGACCUCGUCCGCACCAUCCUUGCCAACUAAACAACAUACGAUACCCUUCCUGACGCUUCCUGACGAAAUUCUUUUUCUUCCCAUGCGAUCCUGCAGCCGGCGUUGUCGGCUUGAGAUUAGAUUUAGUUUAUCUGUUUUAGGUUUAUCCUUGUAGUGUAUAUGGGGCUGUUCAUUCAGCGAAUUGGAAAUGGAAAGACAGCAUGUCUAUACUUUACUAUAUAGUGUCUACCGAU